GUUCGGCUGAGUUCUUUCGGAAUGGCUCUUCUUCAGCAAACCAUCGGACCCGUCUACUCCUUCCUCGUACUAUGGUGCGCCUGUGUCUCCCUGGGAAGCACCGAAGCCGCCACUUGCAACCUGCAGUCCACCAGCAUACGCAUCACCCGAGACCAGACCGACGAGCAGGGAGCCCUACAGCGCACGUGCGAAGGUACUGUGUUCGUGGCACGAUGUGAGGGCACCUGCGUCUCCCAAGUGCAGCCGUCCAUCACGCUGCCGCACGGCUUCCUCAAAGAAUGCAACUGCUGCAGAGAAACGUACAUGAACCGACGCGAGAUCCAGCUACAGGACUGCUUCGAUCCAAACGGGCAGAAGAUCUACGGCGCAGAGGGCAGUAUGACCAUUUUCUUGGAAGAGCCUCAAGAAUGUGCCUGUCACAAGUGUGGACUCUGAAACGCUGCAUUCUAAAUGAGGCAUCGUUAACGCUACGAUUGAUGCUGUCGUGAACCAAUGUCCGCCUUUCGAUGUCGCGCAGUGUGUUAGAGACUUCGCGUACUCCCCAAGGCAAGAGAGCCGGAGGAAGUCAGGCUUUGGAACUCUCACAUUUCGCUGUAGGAUAACAGAAAUCUGCGUUGUCACCUAUUGGUUCCUGAUAAAACAACUAAAGACACGGUGCAGACACGGUAUAGUUGCGCGUAUUCCAGAAGAUACCGGCGUAAUGAAGAGGGUCACUUUCCAAACUUGAUUAGUCCUGGGUGGUCACGUGGUGCUGCAGCAACAAACCCAUGGAGGUAAGAAACUAAGGAGAUGCCCUAAGCGCCUCUCCCAAUGCAAGCGAGCGUGCUGUGACCCGCGCAUGGCAUUGUGGUUAGUUGCCCACACACGUGACCCAUAAACGUCACGGCAAGACGUCAUAAAACAUGGCGUCCUCCAUGUCCGCGGCGUACCUUACCUGAAUACAGAGACGAGCUGCGGCCGAAUAACUUGUUUUCGCUUUCAUAACAUCUUUGGAGUUAGAAGCUAUCACACCCAUUGAAACACAAGAUAGAUCAUCUCAGUGUGGAAGCAAUGGAUCACUAAAUCGCUAGAAAACGUACGUACGUCAUCGUGACAUUGCCUGGCUUCUCUGCUGUUUUGCUCAACUUUUGCUGUGUUUUAUCACGCGGCGAAUGUUGAAACACCCCAUAACCUUCAAAGUAUUGUGCGAAUGGACUCCUUGAAGGUAAGAGGUUUCCUGAUGAUGAGAUUUGCUAAACUUCCAAUUCUCCGCGCAGACCGCCAUAACGCCGAAACAUGUGGGGAUCACGUGACUGGGCAACUAGAUGGGCGUGGUAUUGCCAGGAGCGACCGCUAGAGGGGUCCCACGGCCCUCCGAUCGUAUCCCCCUCUCCUUAGUUUCUUACCUCCAUGAACAAACCAAUGGACUCGAAACCGAAAGUGAUUUAUAGCUUAUUUAAUUUUACCCCCUCUAUUCAUUACGGAUUAGCGAGUGAUUACUUCGGGUUAAACCCGAUUCCGUCCGGUUAUUCCCCCCGAACUGACCUCCGACCAAUUCGGGUUAAACCUGAUUUCUCCCCGAAUUCGAUCCGGUCACUAUGAAAUCCUCACUUGACGUUCCCACAGAAGACGAACGAAGGUCGCCGCGUGUAACUAAGAAUGGGUCACGUUUCCAACAACAUACUCAUGUGUGACUGUCAACACUGUCUAUACAUUCAGGGAUUACCGCUGGAAGGUCACGUUCCGCAAAAAAACAAAACGAAAAAGAGAUUACCACGCGAUAACACCCGAAGGCACAAUUAUCGCCCGAUUUCUCCCAGAAUUAGAGAUUUUAAAAUAGCGCCCGAUUUUUACUCCCCGAAUCUGAGAAAGGCGUUUAACCCGAAAAAGCAAAGCAGCAGUUUCAUGACCAAAGACUUACCAUACAGGCUGGUGACAGCAUAUGCCACACCAGGAAGCUUUGUAGGAUUUUGGAUCGAUCUCAAGGAUACAAAGGGUACACGUGCUCGUAUGUUGCAGACGCACGCGCAGUAUGUUUUGAACCAAGGUUGUUUUGUUAUAACCUUGCAUUGAAGUGAUGUAAUGUCUCGUCGCGAGCAGGGCACGUUAUGUUGUCGUAAAUUACCGAAGCAUUUGCACACGUACACUCUUAGAAAUGAACUUCACUGCAUAGCA
Molecule: messenger RNA, 2154 nt
Organism: Ornithodoros turicata
Lineage: Eukaryota; Metazoa; Arthropoda; Arachnida; Ixodida; Argasidae
Gene: Pburs
Product: partner of bursicon-like
Exons: 3
Coding region: 22-435 (137 amino acids)
Biological process (GO): G protein-coupled receptor signaling pathway
Cellular component (GO): extracellular region; bursicon neuropeptide hormone complex
Molecular function (GO): neuropeptide hormone activity; G protein-coupled receptor binding
Source: RefSeq, a predicted model, not a curated record